AUGCCGAUAGUAGAACUAUUAGAGUAUGUGAGGACUCUUCUUGAACGUUGGACGAAGGAAAGGUUAUUGAAAGCAAAGGGUACAUUCACAUACCUUGGGAUUAAAUUCAACAAAGAGUUGGAUGAUAAUAGAACAUUGUCGCACAAGCUUAGAGUGAGGACUUCAACAGACUACAUCCAUAUAGUACUAGAUGAUGUGAGGCGUUGUAUUGUUUGUCUUGAAAACAAGAGAUGUAUUUGUGGGCAAUUCCAGCUUGAUGAACUUCCUUGUCCAUAUGCUUUGGCUGCUUUAAGACACAGGGAUGAGUCUUUUGAACAAUAUUGUUCUCCUUAUUACACAAGGAGAACCUCUUGCGUACUUAUGAAAUACAGUAAAUCCCCUGCCUGA
This is a messenger RNA of Nicotiana tabacum (common tobacco), 387 nucleotides long. RefSeq lists its product as uncharacterized. The record is from RefSeq and is a predicted model, not a curated record. Lineage: Eukaryota; Viridiplantae; Streptophyta; Magnoliopsida; Solanales; Solanaceae. Gene Ontology annotation, molecular function: zinc ion binding.